UAAAUUUCUCUCUCUCUCUCUCUCUCUCUCUCUCCCCGCUUUUUAACAUCCGUCGUGUCUACCGUACCCAAUACUCGCAUCUCUCCGUUGUCGCAAUUCACCGGAGCGUCCAGCGCUCUCUCGCUCGGGCUCUGCGAAUUCAUUUGUCUAUAAUACGAGCGUUCGACGAUCAAAUUCCCUUAUGAAUCGCUUUCCCUCUCUUCGUGUCCAGGGAUCGUAAACUCGACGGUGCUAUCCAAGACUGCUACUAGUCGGUUCGAUUCCGAGCUCAUGGAAUCACCUGUCUGGAAUGGGAGGGAUACAUCUGUGAUUGUUCUUACACUGGAUACUGGUGAAGUAUAUAUCAUUGCUAGCUUGUCUUCCAGGACUGAUACUCAGGUGAUAUAUGUCGAUCCAACAACUGGUGCCUUGCGCUACGAUGCAAAAUUGGGUGUUGAUAUUUUUGAAUCUGAAAAAAAGGCUUUAGAUUACAUUACGAAUGGAUCACAAUGGCUGUAUAAGAAUUUAACAUAUGCCAGGGCGAUUUUGGGUUAUGCCGCCCUGGGAAACUUUGGUUUGCUACUUGUUGCAACGAAGUUAAUUGCAAGCAUUCCAAACCUGCCCGGUGGAGGGUGUGUAUAUACGGUGAUUGAGAGCCAGUGGAUCAAAAUAUCACUUCAAAAUCCUCAACCCCAAGGUAAAGGAGAAGUGAAGAAUGUUCAAGAAUUAACCGAGCUUGAUAUUGAUGGAAAGCACUACUUUUGUGAGACAAGAGAUAUCACUCGGCCUUUCCCGAGUCGUCUUCCCUUGCAAAAGCCUGACGAUGAAUUUGUUUGGAAUGGAUGGUUUUCAAUGCCUUUCAAAACCAUUGGGCUGCCACAGCAUUGUGUCACUCUGCUGCAGGGGUUUGCAGAAUGUCGAAGUUUUGGAAGCUCAGGUCAGCUAGAAGGGAUUGUUGCUCUCACUGCUCGUCGUAGCAGACUGCAUCCUGGCACUCGAUAUUUGGCUAGGGGAUUAAAUUCGUGUUUUAGCACAGGAAAUGAAGUUGAGUGUGAGCAACUUGUAUGGGUCCCCAAAAGGGCUGGUCAGAGUGUUCCUUUUAACACAUAUAUUUGGCGACGUGGCACAAUUCCAAUCUGGUGGGGAGCAGAAUUAAAGAUCACUGCAGCAGAAGCAGAAAUAUAUGUUUCAGAGGUUGAUCCUUAUAAAGGAAGCUCACAGUAUUAUCAGAGGUUGAGUAAAAGGUAUGAUGCUCGAAGUUUAGAUGUUGGUGUUGGGGGGAGUCAGAAUAGAAAAGCUCUGGUUCCAAUUGUAUGCAUCAACUUGCUUAGGAAUGGAGAAGGAAAGUCAGAGUCUAUUUUAGUUCAGCAUUUUGAGGAAUCUUUGAAUUAUAUCAGAUCAACUGGAAAACUUCCUUAUACUCGAAUUCAUUUAAUAAACUAUGAUUGGCAUGCCAGUAUAAAGUUAAAAGGUGAACAACUAACAAUUGAAGGAUUGUGGAAACUUCUAAAAGCACCCACUGUAUCUAUUGGCAUUUCUGAAGGGGAUUAUUUGCCUUCACGUCAGCGGAUCAAGGACUGCAGAGGUGAAAUCAUAUAUAAUGAUGACUAUGAAGGUGCCUUCUGCAUAAGAUCACAUCAAAAUGGAGUGAUACGUUUCAACUGUGCAGAUUCUUUGGAUAGAACCAAUGCCGCUAGUUAUUUUGGUUCCCUCCAAGUUUUUGUGGAGCAAUGUAGGCGGCUGGGAAUAUCGCUUGAUAGUGAUCUGGCAUUAGGUUAUCAGUCAAUGAAUAAUUAUGGUGGUUAUACUGCUCCAUUGCCUCCAGGUUGGGAGAAACGUUCUGAUGCAGUGACAGGGAAAACAUAUUAUAUCGAUCACAAUACUAAGACCACAACAUGGAUGCAUCCCUGCCCAGAUAAACCUUGGAAGAGAUUUGAUAUGACAUUUGAGGAGUUCAAGCGAUCAACAAUUCUUUCACCAGUAUUGCAGUUGGCUGAUAUUUUUCUGCUUGCUGGUGAUAUUCAUGCAACACUUUAUACUGGUUCUAAAGCUAUGCAUAGCCAAAUCCUUAGCAUAUUUAAUGAGGAUGCUGGGAAGUUUAAACAGUUUUCUGCCGCACAAAAUAUGAAAAUUACUUUGCAGAGAAGAUAUAAAAAUGCAGUUGUAGAUAGUUCUCGUCAAAAGCAGUUGGAGAUGUUUCUUGGGAUGAGGCUUUUCAAGCAUCUUCCAUCACUUCCUGUUCAACCUCUAAAUGUACUCUCACGACCAUCUGGUUUCUUUCUUAAGCCAGUUGCCAACAUGCUUUCGAUUUCUGAUGGUGGAGCCAAUCUUCUGAGUUUCAAAAGAAAAGACCUAGUCUGGGUUUGCCCCCAGGCUGCAGAUGUGAUUGAACUUUUUAUCUAUCUUGGGGAGCCUUGUCAUGUUUGUCAGCUUCUUCUCACAAUAUCUCAUGGUGCAGAUGAUUCAACUUAUCCAUCAACAGUUGAUGUUAGGACAGGACGCUAUCUAGAUGGGCUCAAACUGGUCGUGGAGGGUGCUUCCAUACCUCAGUGUGUAAAUGGGACAAACCUCAUUAUACCCUUACCUGGGCCAAUUACUGCAGAAGAUAUGGCUGUUACUGGUGCAGGUGCUCGCCUUCAUGCACAAGAUAAACCAACCAUUUCAUUACUGUAUGAUUUUGAAGAACUGGAGGGGGAACUGGACUUCCUUACUCGUGUUGUUGCACUGACAUUUUAUCCUGCUGAUCCUGGAAGCAGCCCUAUGACUCUCGGUGAGAUGGAGAUCCUUGGUGUUUCUCUUCCUUGGAGGAUGAUAUUUACAAAUGAUGGUCCUGGUGAAAGAUUAAAUGAGCUUGCCAAAAGAAGUCAUAAGGAAACCAAUCCCUCUUUGUCUAGCGUAGACUCCAAUCCAUUUUUGGGCACUUCAUCUAGUGAAGAUGUGCCGCCAUCAGUGCAACAAAUCACUUCUACCAACCUCUGGGUUGACCUUUUGACUGGCGAGGACACAUUUUCUGAACCCUUCUCUCAACCAGUGAGGGAAAAAGUUGUAAACGAGGGAAGUGACUCGCUUGAUUUCUUGGACCAAGCUGCUAUUGAAUUUUCUGGUCCUCAAAAUGAUCAAAGACAUUCUUCAUCACAAGAUAUACAAACUUCAGACAGUAGCUCCCAGCGGUACAUAACUUGUCUGACAUCCCUUGCGGGACCAAGAAUGGAUAGGAAACUAGACUUCAUAGAAGCUAUGAAACUUGAAAUUGAACGGCUUAGAUCGAAUCUUUCUGCUGCUGAAAGGGAUCGAGCUUUAUUAUCAGUUGGGAUUGAUCCUGUUACCAUAAAUCCAAAUCUUUUGCUCGAUGACUCCUACGUGGGAAGAUUAUGCAAACUUGCAAAUCACCUUGCACUACUUGGUCAAGCUUCCGUUGAAGACAAAAUAACUGCUGCUAUUGGUCUGGACACUACUGAUGAUAAUGUGAUAGAUUUCUGGAAUAUAGCUGGAAUUGGGGAGAGUUGUUCUGGUGGCAUGUGUGAAGUGCAUGCUGAAACCAAGACACCAAUACGUACAUCCCCUAUGGUUUCAUCUGCUGGAGGCUCACAAUCUGUCUUCUUGUGUUCUCAAUGUGAAAGGAAGGUUUGUAAAGUUUGUUCUGCUGGAAGAGGGGCUCUUCUUCUUCCGGGCUAUAACUCAAGGGAGGUCUCCACCAACAAUGGUUUGUCAAGCCUGAGUGGCUCAAGCCACGGCUACCAAGUUGAUGGCUCCUCUAACCGUUCAGUAACACUAGACAGUGUUAUCUGCAAGCAAUGCUGCCAUGGCAACGUGCUUGAUGCGUUGAUGUUGGACUAUGUCAGGGUGUUGAUUAGUUUGCGAAGAAGUGCCCGUGCAGACAGUGCUGCACACAAAGCUUUGAACCAGGUGAUUGGAUCAUCCUUGAGGGAUUAUCUUUCUGAAAGGAAUCGGUAUUCUGAUUGUGGUGAAGCUGUAAAAGAACUAAGAUAUUUACUUAAUGGAGACGAAUCCCUUGCUGAAUUUCCAUUUGCCAGCUUUCUACACUCGGUUGAAACAGCGGCAGAUUCAGCACCCUUUUUGUCAUUACUUGCUCCGUUAAAUUCUGGAUCAACACAUUCAUAUUGGAAAGCUCCUCCUAAUACAACCCGCGUUGAAUUUGUUAUUGUUCUUGGUACCCUUUCCGAUGUCAAGGGGGUAACCUUGCUUGUUAGUCCAUGUGGCUAUUCAACAGCUGAUGCUCCCAUGGUACAAAUCUGGGCUAGCAAUAAAAUACACAAGGAAGAAAGGGCAUGCAUGGGAAAGUGGGAUGUUCAAUCUCUGAUCAUGUCUUCAUCAGAGUUCUUUGGACCAGAAAAGUUGGGUGGAGAGGAUAAAGUGCCUAGACAUGUAAAAUUUGCCUUUAGGAAUCCUGUUCGGUGCCGAAUCGUUUGGAUAACACUAAGUCUUCAACGACCUGGUUCAAGUUCUGUAAACUUUGAGAAAGACUUCAAUCUUUUAUCUUUAGAUGAAAAUCCCUUUGCGCAAGUAAAUCGGCGUGCCUCUUUUGGAGGUUCAGUUGAAAGUGAUCCCUGUCUUCAUGCCAAAAGGAUCCUUGUGGUUGGAUGCCCCGUAAAGAAAGAGCUGGGAAAAAGUGAUCCUGACCAGAUGAAUUUGAAAAGUUGGUUGGAUAGAGCUCCACAAUUAAAUAGAUUCAAGGUUCCAAUUGAGGCUGAGAGGCUGAUGGAAAAUGAUCUUGUCUUGGAACAGUCUAUACCUCCUGCUUCACCUUUGCUUGCUGGAUUUCGCCUAGAUGCUUUCACUGCAAUAAAGCCUCGUGUUACCCAUUCACCUUCUUCAGAUGCACAUAUCCUGGAUACAUCAGUGACACUUUUGGAAGACAGACUCAUUUCUCCAGCUGUGCUGUAUAUUCAAGUAUCUUUUCUCCAGGAACCUUAUAGCAUGGUAACGAUUGGGGAGUUUCGAGUUCCAGAGGCUAGGGUUGGAACGGCAAUGUACUUCGAUUUCCCUAAGCCGAUACAAACCCGCAGAAUUUCAUUCAAACUUCUUGGAGAUGUUGCAGCUUUUGCAGAUGACUCCACAGAACAAGACGAUUCUGGUUUUAGAGCUCCACCACUGGCAUCAGGUUUGUCAUUGUUCAAUAGAAUUAAGCUAUAUUACUAUGGGGAUCCUUAUGAACUUGGGAAAUGGGCGAGUCUUUCGGCAAUUUGAAUGUCAUUGGUCUACGUAAACAAAAAAAAGGUCUGGGGAUUGAUUGUGGUUAUAAUGUCUCUCUUUUUUGUUGUUGUAAUAUCAAUAUGUAGCAUUUAUAUUCAUUGACGCCAAAAGAUCAGUUUUGUGAAUUGGACUUGCCAUUCUAUUUUAUAAUUCCUCGUAGUAGUGAAUCAGUGAUACGUCAUUUGCAUAGGCUAGCUUUGUAUACAAUAUAAUCCAAAAUCUAUGAGUUAAUUUGAUUGGA
Messenger RNA from Juglans microcarpa x Juglans regia, 5434 nucleotides. Its product is annotated as probable phosphoinositide phosphatase SAC9. Bases 271 to 5187 code for a protein of 1638 amino acids. Lineage: Eukaryota; Viridiplantae; Streptophyta; Magnoliopsida; Fagales; Juglandaceae. The record is from RefSeq and is a predicted model, not a curated record. Gene Ontology annotation, molecular function: phosphatase activity; protein binding. The transcript has 13 exons.